Messenger RNA from Tribolium castaneum (red flour beetle), 1246 nucleotides. RefSeq names its product serpin peptidase inhibitor 12. The record is from RefSeq and is a predicted model, not a curated record. Gene Ontology annotation, molecular function: serine-type endopeptidase inhibitor activity. The transcript is spliced from 3 exons. Lineage: Eukaryota; Metazoa; Arthropoda; Insecta; Coleoptera; Tenebrionidae. Bases 4 to 1209 code for a protein of 401 amino acids.
UAAAUGAAGCCAAAUCCAUCUCAUUUCCAAAACGAUCCAACUGAGGCCAAAAUGAGUAUUUUCCUGUUUUUUAUACUAGCUGUCGCAAUUGCGACACCAAAAAAACCAGACCUUAAAAAUAUACAAGACUAUGGCUUUUCCGCAACUUUGUACAAGGAGUUGGGAAAAGAUUGUCACAACUUUGUCAUAAGUCCCUUGUUGGUUGAGACAGCUUUCGCUGCCCUCUAUUUGGGAAGCUCUGGCAAAACAGCUGAAGAAAUACGCACCGUGUUUCACUUACCUCCAAAAACUGGCAUUGAACACAAGUAUAAAACACUCAUCCCGCAGUUAACCAAUCCCGGCUAUACACUAAACAUAGCAAACAGGGUUUCUUUAGCCCAAAAAUACAAAUUUGUACCGACUUGGGAAACGCAAAUCAAGAACAUUUUCGAAGUGUGCGCUGAUCUUUUGGAUAUGACGAAUAAAAACGCAGCUGCGGAAAAAGUCAAUAAAUGGUUUCGAGACAAAACGAACAAUAAAAUCGACAAAAUGGUGUCCGCUGAUGCUUUGACAAGUGAGACAGCUCUUUUGCUUUUGAGCUCGUUGUAUUUCCAAGGCAACUGGGAUCAACAGUUUUCUGUGUCUAGCACACGUAAACAGACGUUCUACAACCAUGGAAAACAGCAAGUCUCAGUGGAUAUGAUGUCUGCAUCAGCUCGGUCCGUUAAUUACGGAAAGAGCGAUCUUUUAAACGCACAAUUCUUGGAAAUACCGCUUGAAAAACGCCACGCUUCGAUGGUUGUAGUUCUUCCAGAUCAACUGGACGGCAUUUACCAACUUGAAACGAAGAUUAGUGAAAUUUUAAAUUUUCGCGACUUUUGUCCCGGGACGGUUAAUAUUUGGCUGCCGAAAUUUCGCAUGGAUAGCACUUUCAACAUUGACAAGAUUCUACAACAAUUGGGCGUGAAAGAUGCCUUUGACGAGACAAAAGCUCAAUUCAGUGGAACUGUGUCAUGUGCCGAUUGUCACUCGCCGUACAUCGGCAAAGUUACCCAAAAAACUUAUCUGCAAAUCAAUGAACGAGGAGUUGAAGCAGCAGCUGGUCAAGUAGUACAUGUUCGUGUUCCGUUGUCUGGUGGGCGCAAGCAAUUUAAAGCCGACCAUCCUUUCCUGUUUUAUAUCAAGAUAAAAGAAGUUGUGGUCUUUAUUGGACGAGUCAGUGCAUUUUAAAAACAGUGUACAAAAUGAGAAAUAAAAUUUGACUAAA